Messenger RNA from Aspergillus terreus NIH2624, 999 nucleotides. RefSeq lists its product as uncharacterized. The record is from RefSeq and is a predicted model, not a curated record. The coding region runs from base 1 to 999 and encodes 332 amino acids. The transcript has a single exon. Lineage: Eukaryota; Fungi; Ascomycota; Eurotiomycetes; Eurotiales; Aspergillaceae.
AUGAAUGCCUCCACACCACCCAAACCAGCUCGGAUAUUUCUACUCUCCCAACCGCGCAUGACUUCGAAUCUCCUGACGCGACUCCUAGGAUUGGAGGGUCAACCGAACAUAUACUACGAUGAAGACACAUCGUACCCGUUUGUCGACCUCGACCUCGUGGACACGACGAUGCAAUUACAAAGCAGUCCUGUGGACACAUGGACCGAAGAUGAGCGGAGCCGUCUCAAACAAGGAUACCAACGGUGUUUCGACAAGCUGGACCAAUACCGCGUCAAGGGAGAAGCCGAUGGCAAGGUUGUCUUUGCAAAGGAGCACUGUAAUCUGCUAUGGCGACCAGAUGCUGGGGGUGAUACAGUCUCCGCUGAAUUCACCGUCUCUGUCUCCUCCCAGCAGAAGAAUGGCCACGAUGACCGGCUUCAGAAUCCCACGGUGCUGCCGUCCGCGUACCUGGGAGACUGGAAACCCAUCUUCCUGAUCCGACAUCCGGCCCGGUCGUUCAUCUCUUACUAUCGAGCCUUUGUCCGGCUUUACGAAUCCAGGCCCCAGGCGGAACUGUGUCGUCGCGCGCAGGAUGAGUACAUAGAAUCGCAGCUGUCGUUCUCCUUCACCCGGUCCCUGUAUGACUGGUAUAUGGAAUACUCUGCUCUGAAAGAGGAUACGGCCGCGACGCCCGUCGUGCUAGAUGCCGACGAUUAUAUCAACCGCCCCGAACUGGUCAGUCGCCUGGCGGAUAUCCUGGGACUGGACGCGGACAGGGUCCAGUACACGUGGAGCCCCAGACGGGAUUGCCUGCGAAGCCCGAUUACCAGGGUCUGGAAGGGGACUGUGGCGUCGUCGAGUGGUGUCCGCAAAGACAAAGCUGCUGGGGAUGUAGACAUCGAAGAAGAGAAGAAGAAGUGGGAGGCAGAGUUUGGAGAGAGCAGAGCGGAGAUGCUUCAUAAGUGUGUUGUCGAGGCGAUGGCUGAUUAUGAGUAUCUCAAGUCCAAGAAGUUUUGCUAG